Molecule: messenger RNA, 6834 nt
Organism: Bombina bombina (fire-bellied toad)
Lineage: Eukaryota; Metazoa; Chordata; Amphibia; Anura; Bombinatoridae
Gene: ZNF831
Product: zinc finger protein 831
Exons: 6
Coding region: 276-5246 (1656 amino acids)
Source: RefSeq, a predicted model, not a curated record
GGGGACAUCUGGGAGAUUUUUUCAGGCCUUGACUUUGGAAAGACUGCAUUAGAAUUAUCUACACAUAACGAUCCUGUAUAUGGAAGCAAUAACUCGUACUAAACAACAGAUAUCAUGAACAGUACCCAGGAAAUGAUACAGAGAUGCAAUUUCUCUGUCAUUACUACUGACGUUCUUCUUUAACACGAUAGACAAUGUGAAGCUGGACAGUGCAUCACUAUGCAAACCUAUUCUGCUCAGUUAUAGGCAAUUAAUUGUGACCACAAACAUUUAAAAUGGAGACAUCAAGGGCAGCAGUUUUAUCAUCAGAGUUUACAUGGCCUUCAUCCCAUUCCAAAGCUUUGUCUGAUUUACAGAAGAAAACAAUGACCAAACAAAAUGACCAACCUUGUACACAAGCAAUGUAUUUGAAGGCCCUUACUUCACCACUAUAUCAGCUUUCUCAGUAUGGAGGAUACCAACCAUCCUUCCAGGUUACAAGUAGUGCAGGAUUAACACUGGAUAGUACCAACAUGUCUGUGGUGUUAAAUACCCAGCCGCCAACCGUCAUUCAGAAAGCACCUACCCAGACAUUGACUUUAAAUAUUGUAAACACUUUACCAAUAAUGUCACCCAAUUGCUCCUCCAUCCUAAAUACUGGAAAGUCAAAAAAUGUGGGAAAACACAUUUGUGCACAUUGUGGGAGGGACUGCUUAAAACCAAGCGUCCUGGAAAAGCAUAUUAGAUCACAUACAGGAGAGAGACCAUUCCCUUGUACCACUUGUGGUAUUGCAUUUAAAACUCAGAGCAACUUGUAUAAGCACCGUAAAACACAGACUCAUGUGAACAACACUAAAUUAAGUGUGGAUUCAGAUGCUGGCAGUUAUCAAGAUGAUAGAACUAGUGGACAGGAUGUAGACAAUCCCUCAAGGUGUCUCAGCACCAACCAAGAAGUGAUUGCCAGUACUGUUCAAGGUCAAUACAUCCAAUGUGAAAUAUCAGACAGUUGCCAUACCACUGGUGAUAUCAUUAAUUCAUCAGUUGGAAAUAAAGACAUAUUUCCCACCUGUGAGAAGAAUCUGAAGCUAGUACAAGGAGACCCUGAGAAGACAUCUGUGGACAGUGAUAAUACACAGCCAGCUAUUGUCUCACCAACUGCCCUUAACCAAAAGUGGAUGAUUAAAGAUCAACGGUCUCCAAUGACUUGCCAAAAGAUUAGACUCCAAAGGCAACAUGCAACAUACGUAGAGAAGCAGUGGGAUGGGAGUCCUUCAGAGCGUAAGCUAAAGAAGUGUGAAAGCACUGAUUCAGGGUAUUUGUCACACUCAGACAGUGUUGAUUUGCAAUUUUAUUCAGGAAGUCCUUUGCACAGCCUUUGUGAGAAUAGCAUGGAGUCAGACCACUUGCUCAGCACUGGUACACAAAAAACAGAUGCUACCCACUCUACCAGCAUGGAUUAUGUUGAUAAAGCAGCAUCUAUGGAGAAAAAGAACUUAGAGGAACACAUUUCCAUGCUGAUCUCCCGAAAUAAAGCAGUAGUAGAUGACAAAGAAUUAGACAAUGUGCGUCCAAGAAAGACUGCUCUGUCUAAACAGGGAAGCAUUGAUCUUCCAAUGCCUUACACCUUCAAGGAUUCCUUUCACUUUGACAUCAGAUCCCUUGAUGUGAACAGGAAAAAGAUUUCUGUGUGCUCAGCCAAUUCUAUUUUCACUCCCCUUGAAAAAAACAAGCCUCUCUUUUUUCAUUCAGUGCCUACUCAGUUCUCUACAUCAGUGGACAGCAUAGCGGUAUCACGGAGUAAUUCCUUGCCAUUUGUAGAUUGCUACAAAUUAACCCCAGAUAAGGUUGACAUACAGUCUGCUACUCCCCACUGCCUAGUAAAACAGCCAUUAGACACAAGCUUUUCUAAUCUGUUACUCACUAACACAGUAGCGGCCUGUACUGUUGAUUUCUCCAGCAGCCACCCUCGAUCUCUUGUUAGGCAGGCUGCAGUUGAUGAGAUACAUCUUAGCACAGGAACAGAUGGUCAUAUCCAAGAUGAGAUGAAAAAGAAGCACACUGGUGAACGAAAUAGUCCGAGGUCUAAGACAUCCAAUAGAAAAGGAGGCUCAAAGAAAUUAAACAUGUUUUCUCAUGAGAAGUGGCAGAUGUAUGGAGAUGAAACCUUUAAAAAACUUUACCAGAAAGUACAGAAUAAAGAGAGCAUAAGGAAGAUAACGCAAGAAGAGACAGCGACAAAGAGCAUGGUCAGCAAUGAAAACAACUUGCCAGCAGAAAAUGAUAGUACCAAUUCAGUGGAGAGUCAUGCUUCUCCACUAGAUGCUACACCUAUAGGUUUAAAAUGUAAUUUCCAGUCCAGUCUAUCACCUCAGGUGGCUCUAGAAAUUGGUAAUCAUGAGCCAUCACAGAAAAUGGAAACACAUCUAGCUACUUCAAACAUUCAUAAGUCAUCAGGUCUGGAACAAGAUGCUAAAUUCAAAUUAAUCUCUGGUAUCCAGGGGGCUGAGAUGAAUGAGCAGGAAAGGAAUAAUAAACCACUGACAAAUAGACAAGCUGAAUCUAAUACAGAGAUGCCUUAUUCACCCAAUGAUUUUCCACAGCUUGUUUUGACAGGUCAUAAUAUUCCUCUUUGUGAAACCUCAGACAAUAUAACCAUUAAGAUAAAUAAUGAAGAUAAUACAUUGUCUAGUAUUCCAAAUGCAGAAUAUUGUCAUGAAGUGUGCAGAGACAACUUCAAUAGAAAUUCUGAAAAAUCCCAUUCAGAGAGAAAAAAAUUCAAGGUAGAAGAGCUUAAUGGAAACCAAAGGAAUGGAACACAAGAAUCUAGCAAUAUAAAUCACAAUGUAAAUAUAGAAGAUCAAUUUUCCGGUGGGAGUUCUUUAGAGCCAAUGCAGAAAAUGAAUGUAGGUGAAAGAAAAGUUAAUCAUGUUGAUGGGGAGAAAUGCCAGGAUAAUAUAAAUGCUGUGGGAGAAGACAGGCAAUCAGCAUGUAAAGAUAUGUCAAAAAUCUCUGCAAAUUCAAUAAUCUUUGAAAAAAAUACUAUGACUGAAAAACAUGUGGAGCAAAAAGCACAUAUUUUAGUACAAUCACAGUCAAUAAGUUCAUCCUCAGAUUCGGUCGAAAGGAUGUUUUCCCCAUGUUAUCUACUAAAGCUACACUCAGGGGAACCUUCAGUUAAUGUACCUGGUUAUCUAGAAGUAAAGAAAGAUGGCAUUUCUGACAUAUCUUCUGAUGAAACUGUGCUUGAGUCUUUGAAUGCUACAAACCUUGAAUAUGAGAAUGUAGAUAGAGCCACCCAACACCUUCCCAUUUGCCAACUAGAAAAAAAACAAGAAAAAUAUUUAGGAGAUUCUGUACAGAUAACACAGCCAUUUAACCUACCAUCAGAUUAUCCAUUGAAAAUCAGUUUGAAUACAGCCCAAAUACCUAAUUGUGCCUCUGAGCUCUGCAGUAAUGUGGAUCAUGACAAACUCCAAGACACUCAAGGAGACAAUGACCACAACGAUACCUUGGCUAAAGCAGACAUAAGCAUCCACAGCAAGGAUAAUAAAGAGAUUUUAGCAGACACACCAUCUGUUGCCCCUUUCCUUAAUGGCCUCUUUUUUAUUUAUUCUGCCCCUGCUGACUGUACUGAUCAAAUACUGCAACCACAGAUAGCAUGUGGUGGCAUUGUGAAUCCAUCUACAUCAUCAGAUAUAAAAGCAAAUGCUCAGUUUCCAAUAACUGCAUUGUCAGGUAACCUAUCCACUGAACACAGUCAUGAGCCACUAAAGUCAGCCUGCUUACUACAUACCACAAAUGAACCAAAAGCUUGUACUUUACCAGGGAAUCAACAUACCGAUCCACUGAUUUCUCAGGAACCAGGUUAUUCUGUCCAAGCAACAUUAUAUACAUCUUUACCCUCAGGAAACAAUGCAAAAUAUGCAAAUGAUUCCAACCCUUCAUUAAACACUGGAAAAGAGCACCGUACACACCCUAGUAGGACCCAGACAAACAUGCAUGUCCCACCUCCACUAAUCAAAAAGGAGGACAUUUUUUCAGCCCUCUCUACAUUCCAUCAUAGCACCAUGAAAAAUAAAAGACCAGAAUCAAAACAUUGGACUGAAAAGAAUAAUGACCCUAGUUUGGCUUCAAUGGGGAAUUUGAGAUCGGUGGAUUCAUCCUCUUGUUAUUUACCACAAAAGCAAAAGGAAAACAAAGGCUAUUCAGUCCAUAAGCACCAUGAAAGCUCUGCUGCGAGCCCCAAUAUGAAAGAGCUUGGCACCAGCAAAACUCAGCCUUCUUCAAAGAGAUCUGGGCGAAAGAAAACAGAGCACAAAAAGAGACACAGUGAAGGCCGUCAAAAUAAACACAGCAGUGUGGGUCCAUGCAAACAAAAUGACCACAAAAACGUUCAUUCUAUAACUUGCCAUGACAGGACACAGGACAUCACUCUUCAUGAUGACCAUCAGAGGAAAUCCAAGUAUACGUCUCUUGAACCAGCAGCAGAAGCUCCAGCUGAUCAGAAUUCAUCGUUACAAUCUAAAGGCGUUUCUGAUGAGUUAAUAGAACAAGGAAACUCCUCCAGAACAGAGAACAAGAAAGAAAAGGUUCAUUAUAAUGAGGAACAGCUAGUACAAAGGACUGAUGCAGCAUUGCCCAUGCCUUCUCAAUCAUUAUUAUCUAACAAUAUGGCUCACUCUUGUCUGAACUUAAGUAUGUUCACAACACAAGCAGCUCCACAAGAAUCUGCUCGGAAUUCUCCUUGUCUUUUCCCACCGAAUAAGGAAUAUAGUGUUAAGAAAGACCUAAAGGAUAAUAUAUUUACUCAAGUAACUCCAGAGAGAAAGCAGGACCAUCCUAUUCAUGCACCACAACAAAAACAUGCUAGGAGAAUAUUACAUAGAUCGAAAACUAUAGGGCACAAUUUGGGUGACCAUGCAACAUAUGGAAGUCAGUCUUUGCAAACUGGUCCAAGCACUGCACAAAUUCAAUAUGAUAUUGCAUCGUCCAUGCCUGAUCUGAUGUCUAGUUUAUGUUCAGCAUCCAUGGAGGGCAGUAAUACAUCAGGACCAAAUAAAACCAUUUCUGGUAAACCUCAGGAACCUGCAGUUUCUUCCUGUGUAGAGCAGCUUCCUAUACAAAGAACUCAAGAAUCCAUUAACAUCCAGUCUACAGAUUAUAAAUCUGAGCAAAAGCUCAGCCUAGAGACCAUAAGGAAACAAAUACACGUGGAAUAUAGGGACACAAGCAGUGACGAUGAAGACAGACUGGUCAUAGAAAUAUAGGAUUCCAGACGAAUGCUAAAUAAAUACAUUAAAGGGACAUUGAAUACUAAAUAUAUUUUAUAAGCAUAGAAUUGAGGUCAUUCACGCCUCCCUCUAGUCACGAGUGCCGCCAUGUUGAAAUCUAUUUUUCACUUAUUUCCAGUGCUGAACUGUUUGCAGUGUCAUUUAAGUUUCAUAAUGGCAGCACCCAUGAUUAGAGGGAGGUGCAUGAAAUGUAUUUUGUGUUUAGUGUCCCUUUACAACUCUGAAUGAUGGAUUUAUAUUAUUUAAAUAUAAUAUGAAAUUGCUGCCAUUCUUUGGAAUUCUGACUUGGGAAUUCUUUUCAAUCAACAGAGGGAGACAUUGUAACUUUCUCAGUACAAGUCUUAUGACUCUAGAUUUCAAACAUACGCAAACAAAAGAGAGACCUCUGCACCUUACAGUUCUGUAGUCCUAUCCAUGAGACUAUAAACCGCUACUGCAAUUUCUCUUGACUUGCUCAUGCCAACCUACCCAGAGUUCAUAUGUAGAUAAUUAUGUCAGGAGUCAUAUUUAUUGAACUUUUGCAUUGCACUUUUUUUGCAAAUUGUAGCCAUGUGGACUUUAAACCAUGUACAUUAACCCUUUAUCUGCUGCAGUGGCCCGCAGGUUUUCAAACAAAAGUAUUUUGCACAUUGUGCUUUUUUUUAUUGUGUUGUAAAAUGUGUGCUAAAUUAUGCUGAAGGGGAAAAAUAAUCGACAGCUGCAGCUGUUUAACUGAACAAGAUAAGCUUUGUGUUUUUCAAUAUGAAUACAAAAUAAGAAACAGAUAUGGCGACCCCUGGUUUCAACAGAUGUGUUUAAUGAUAAGUAUUCAAAGCAAACAAUGACCAUUGUUUUACUGCUGUCAAUCUAUAUAAUAUUUAUAUUUAAUAUGGCUGGUAUCAUGAUUGUUCCAUAAAAUAAUUUCAGUGAUAUCCACUGUGGUUUUAGCAGACAUUAGAUCAUUUUUCAACAUAGGAAAAGAAAACAUUUGCCAUAUUUGCUAAUCUUCAUAUAUUUAUUAUUGCUAAGUAAAAAAUAUAUUUUAAUAAAUGCAUAAUGUAGCAUAUUAGUCCCUAGUUAAAGGGAUACUAAACCAAAAUAUUUUCUUUCAUGAUUCAGAUAGAGAUUGCUUUACUCCUAUAAUCAAUUUUUCUUUGUCUCUUGCUAUCUUUAUUUAAAAAGCAGGAAUGUAAAGCAUAGGAGACAGCCCAUUCUAGGUUCAGCAGGCUGGAUAGCACUUGCUUAUUGAUGGCUACAUUUAACAAACCAAUAAGCAAGCAUAACCCAGGUAUUGAACCAAAAAUGGGCCGGCUCCUAAGCUUUAUAUUUCUGCUUUUUAAAUAACGUUAGCAAGAGAACAAAGAAAAAUUGAUAAUAGGAGUAAAUUAGAAAGCUGCUUAACAUUGCAUGCUCUAUCUGAAUCAUGAAAAAAAAAUCCCUUUAAAUAUGCUGGACAGAAAUAGCAUAAAAUUAAGAGACAGUAGUAAGAAAUUUAACAGACUAAAAACAAUGCUAAAGAGACAAGACAAAUGAAAACGUUUUCCAUCAUGCAUAUAAUUGACUACUAAUAAAACUGUUAAAACAA